AUGUCCAGUACAGCCGCUAUUAAAAUCUUGAUUAGUGGACCUAUCACUCAUCAAAUGAUUGCUCAUGUUGCCCAAAAAGCGGCCGAGGUGAUCCCUUGCGAUCCGCCGCCACACUUAAACGGUUCCUCACAAGCAAAGCCGCCAACACCAACAAGCGCCAACACCAUCGCGGGGAGCGUUAAAAACAGUAGCGGUAAUGUCACCACGAGUCACACGGCGGCUACAACGCAUUCUCACACGCUUGGCGAAGAGGACCAACAGCCCUUGCCUCCUCUCCUUUCAUUCAUACAACGAUUGGUGAUAAAGUCGAAUGUAUCAACUGCCACAUUCCUCACAACCCUCGUGUAUUUGGCAAGGCUAAAGAAUAAGUUACCAAAGCUUGCAAGAGGUAUUUAUUCAUUAUUUCUUCUUCGAUUCCACUUUUCAUCGCCAAGGAUCAUGAAAAGAAGAGGUCUUGAACUCGACGGUUUGAAAUCACAUGACUUGGUAUUGUGA
Acaulospora morrowiae is the source of this 495-nucleotide messenger RNA. Lineage: Eukaryota; Fungi; Glomeromycota; Glomeromycetes; Diversisporales; Acaulosporaceae. The record is from the annotation of a GenBank genome assembly.